CCGAUUUUUGUGACCUGGUGACCUGACCUGAGAAAACUGAAAACUGAAAUUUUCAGGGAAUAGGUACAUCAAAAGGAUGCCCCAGAUUUAUUACUUCUCCCUCCUCUCCCAUGACUGGAAGAUUUAGUAGGUAAUUCCCGCCUCUCCUGUGACUGGCUGGUUUAUUGACUCCCGCUUCUUCCCGUGACUCUGGCAGAGUGACCGUCGGUGAUGUCCGACCAGCGAUCCUCAGUCUCGCCGUCCGGGGUCGUGCCCACCCCGCACGGCGUCGGUCUGCCCCGGGGCAUACAGCACCAGGCCGGGCCCGGGCCGCCGCUGGCCCAGCAGUACCCGAGCAUGGCCAGCCAGCAGCACCACUGGCAGAUGGCCCAGCAGCAGCAGCAGCAGCAAACCGGAGGAUUUCAGCAAGGCUCUGACGGCGGUUACGGCAGCCUGCAGCACCCGUCGCCGGCCGGCCUGUCCCAGCACUUGUCCCCGGGCGGUGACCCGGCUCACUCCCUGCACCCGUCUGGACCGGGCGCGCACCACCAGUCGGCCGGGAUGACCCCGCCGGCAGCCCCGGCCACCAGCCUGCCGCACCUGCCGGCGCCGGCCGGCCCCACCCACCACUACUCGGGCGGACAGCACUUCGCGCCGGGCCGGCCGGCAGCUCCACCGGCCGGUCCACCGGCCAGUCAGACCGACCAGGAGCAGGCCGCGCCCGGGGAGUACAGCCUGGGCGCCCUGCACGCGGCUAUUACUAACAUGGAGGAGCGGGGACUGCAGGAGGACCCGCACUACGCACAGCUGCUGGCCAUGCGUGCAAAGCAGCUGCAGAGCCAGCAACAUCAGCAACAGCAGCAGCAGCAGCACAUGAGCCCACAGCAGAUGUCACAACACAUGCAGCAUCACCAGCAGCAUCAGCAGCAGUCCCUGCCACAGCAGCAGAUGCCGUCAAUGUCACAACAGCAGCCGAUGUCUCAACUGCCGACGUCACAACACCAGACCAUGGUCCAACACAGCAUGCCCCAGCAGGCUGUAUCAAUGUCACAACAACCCAUCAUGUCACAACAACAACCCAUCUCACAACAAUCCAUGUCACAACAGCAGCCAAUGGCUCAGCAGGCAAUGUCUCAGCACCAGCAGCAUCAGCCCGCGCCUCAGAUGGGUCAGCAGCCCCAGCAGCAGCCGCCUCAGGCCGCCCAGCAGUCGCCCAACGGGUACCGGGCGCCGCCGCCGGCCGCCGCCGCGACGGGAGACGGCCGGCCGUCCCCGGGGCCGGACCGCGCCUCAGCCAGCGUGUUCCAGCAGCCGCAGCUGCAGCAGCUGAAGGCACAGAUCAUGGCGUACCGACUGCUGCUCUGUAACCAGCCGAUACCGAGCAACUACCUGAACCUGGCCAUCGCAGGAAAGCGUCAGGCCGAGCAGCCGUCUCCACAGCGGCCGGCGGCUCCUCCACAGACUCCUCCCCAGCUGGGUGUGUACGGUGGCGGCCGACCGGCGGCGGGGGCGGCUGUGUCGCGGCCGUCCGGCCCUCCGCUGACCGCCCCGCCGGCCGCGGCUGGCGGACCUCCGCCGGCGCCGCCCGCCGCUCCGUCUCCCGGUGCCGUGCCGCGCGCUCAGGGACCGCCCGCCGGGCCGGCCGGGCCCGCGGCUGCCGCUGUCCCUGCAGCAGGGCCGGCCCAGGUACCGCCGCCGGCCCAGCCCCAGCCGCACGGAGCCAUGCAGCCGCUCAAACAGAACCGGGUGACCCCCGUGCGUCGUCCUAGCGGCCUGGACCCUCUACUUCUACUAGACGAGCGGGAGACUCGCCUGGCCGAGCGCAUCUCCCUACGUAUUAACCAGCUGAGCCUGCUGCCCGGCGAACAACUGCCGGAUGAUGUGCGCAUGCGCUCUCAGAUCGAGCUGCGUGCGCUGCGGCUGCUAAACUUCCAGAGACAGCUCCGACAGGAGGUACUGGAGAUGACCCGACGCGACGCCACUCUGGAAACUGCCACAAAUCUGACUGCCUACAAACGUAAGAAGCGCCAGGGCCUGCGUGAGGCCCGCAUCACGGAGAAACUGGAGAAGCAACAGCGAUAUGAGGCCGAGAAGAAAAAGCGGCAGAAACACAUGGAGUACCUGGCUGCGGUGCUGCAGCACGGCAAGGAGCUGCGCGAGUUCCACAAGGCCGGCCAGCUGCGACUACAGAAGCUGAACCGCGCCGUGCAGGUACACCACGCCAACACGGAGCGCGAGAAACAGAAGGAGCAGGAGCGCAUCGAGAAGGAGCGCAUGCGCCGCCUGAUGGCUGAGGACGAGGAGGGCUACCGCAAGCUGAUCGACCAGAAGAAGGACAAACGGCUGGCGCUGCUGCUGCAGCAGACAGACGAGUACAUCGCCAACCUCACAGAGAUGGUCAAACAGCACAAGUUCCAGGCGGAGCUGCGCCGUAAGAAACUAGAGCACGCCCGGGCCCGUACCGAGGGGGACCCCAGCCAACAGAGGGUCAUCGUCACCAACACGGAGAGCGGCCUGACGCUGGCCGGAGAGCAGGCGCCGCUGGCUCACGAGCUACAGGCCUGGCUGGCGGCCCACCCGGGCUGGGACGUGGUGCCCGACCAGAACCUGGACGAUGAUGAGGAAGCCGGAGAGGAAGGAGCCACGGAGGAAGAAAAGGCUGGAGAAGAGGGGGAGAAGGACGGAGGAGAGGGGACGAGCGAGACCACCGUCAAGACCCACGCCGUCGACGACGAGUAUAAAAAGGCUGAGGGGGAGGCCAACUACUACAGUAUCGCGCACGCCAUUCAUGAAACGGUCACCGAACAGGCUUCCAUCAUGGUCAAUGGAAAACUCAAGGAGUACCAGAUCAAGGGUCUAGAGUGGCUGGUCUCACUCUACAACAAUAACCUGAAUGGCAUUCUGGCUGACGAGAUGGGUUUAGGCAAGACGAUCCAAACGAUCGCGCUCGUCACCUACCUAAUGGAGAAGAAGAAGGUGAAUGGGCCGUACCUCAUCAUUCUACCGCUGUCCACCCUCUCCAACUGGGUGCUCGAGUUCGAGAAGUGGGCGCCCUCGGUGCGCGUGGUGGCCUACAAGGGCUCACCGGCCGCUCGGCGGCACAUUCAGAACCAGAUGCGCGCGUCCAAGUUUAACGUGCUGCUCACUACCUACGAGUACAUCAUCAGAGACAAGGCGGCGCUCUCCAAGAGCCGAUGGAAGUACAUGAUCAUCGACGAGGGUCACCGCAUGAAGAACCACCACUGCAAGCUGACGUUCGUGCUGAACACGUCGUACAACGCGCCGCAUCGGCUGCUACUGACGGGCACGCCGCUGCAGAACAAGCUGCCUGAGCUGUGGUCGCUGCUGAACUUCCUGCUGCCGUCCAUCUUCAAGGCGGUGUCUACGUUUGAGCAGUGGUUCAACGCGCCGUUUGCCACGACCGGAGAGAAGGUGGAGCUGAACGAAGAGGAGACGAUUCUCAUCAUCCGCCGUCUGCACAAGGUGCUCCGGCCGUUCCUGCUCCGCCGGCUCAAGAAGGAGGUCGAAUCACAGCUCCCCGACAAGGUGGAGUACAUCAUCAAGUGCGAGAUGUCUGCGAUGCAGCGCCUGCUCUACCGACAUAUGCAGAACAAGGGCAUCAUGUUGACCGAGGGGAAGGCCAGCGGAGGCGGCCGCGGCGGAUCCAAGGCGCUCAUGAACACAAUCAUGCAGCUGAGGAAGCUGUGCAACCAUCCGUUCAUGUUCCAGCACAUUGAGGAGGCGCACUGCAAGUACCACGGCUUCACCGGUAACGUGGUCACCGGCCCUGACCUGUACCGUGCGUCGGGCAAGUUCGAGCUGCUGGACCGGAUCCUGCCCAAGCUGAAGCACUGCGGCCACCGGGUGCUGCUCUUCUGUCAGAUGACGCAGCUGAUGGCCAUCAUGGAGGACUACCUCAACUACAAGGGAUACAAGUACCUGCGACUGGACGGAACCACCAAGGCGGAGGAGCGCGGCGAACUGCUGCGGGCCUUCAACCAGCCCGACUCGGAGUACUUCCUCUUCAUGCUGUCCACGAGAGCCGGAGGACUGGGACUCAACCUGCAGACGGCUGACACGGUGGUGAUUUUCGACUCGGACUGGAACCCGCACCAGGAUCUGCAGGCGCAGGACCGCGCUCACCGCAUCGGUCAGAAGAACGAGGUGCGCGUCAUCCGACUCAUGGCCGUCAACUCGGUGGAAGAGCGCAUCCUGGCCGCCGCCAAGUACAAGCUGAACAUGGACGAGAAGGUGAUCCAGGCGGGCAAGUUCGAUCAGAAGUCGACGGGUACCGAGCGGCGUCAGAUGCUGCAGAGCAUCCUCCAGGACGAGGAGGUGGACGAGGAGGAGGAGAACGAAGUCCCAGACGAGGAGACGGUGAACCAGAUGAUCGCUCGGAACGAGGAGGAGCUGCAGAUUUACCAGCAGCUCGACCUCGAGCGCCGCCGGGAGGAGGCCAAACUGGGCACGGCGCGCAAACCGCGGCUGAUUGAGGAGAGCGAACUACCGGACUGGCUUGUGAGGGACGAGGCGGAGUUGGACGAGCUGACCGCCGAGGAGGACAAGGAGGAUUUGUUUGGCAGGGGGAGUCGGGCCAGGAAGACGGUGGAUUACUCGGACCAGCUCAACGACCGCAACUGGCUGAGAGCCAUCGGGGCGGUGGAUGAGGACGGUAACGAGAUACUCGAGGACGAGGAGGAGGAAGAGGACACGGGAAAGAGGAAGGGUCGGCGCAGCGGCGGCGCCGCGCGCUCCUCGGGACCCGGCCGGAAGAGGACCAGAGAGGACGACGAGGAGAAGCCCAAGAAGAAGCGCGGACGGCCCAGCGGUGUGCAUGUCGUCAGUCCGCGCAUGCGCAAAGCGAUGAGGAAGCUGAUCCAGGCGCUAAUCGACUGCUCCGACCCGAAUGACGGCCGGGCGUUGAUCGACCCUUUCUACAAGCUGCCUUCUCGAAAGGAGCUACCCGAUUACUACGAGGUCAUCCGCAAACCAAUGGACGUGCGGAGAAUCGUGCACAAAAUUGACGAGAGCAAGUACGGCGAUCUGGAUGAUCUAGCCGGCGACAUUAUGCUCAUGUGUAAGAACGCACAGCAGUACAAUGAGGAGUCGUCGCUGAUCUACGAGGACAGUAUCGUUUUGGAGCGGGUGUACCACUCGGCGAGACGCCAGGCCGACCAGUACCUCGCCCAGCCGCCCAGCGCUGACGCAGACGAACCCGAUGAGGAGGUCCGGCCCAGGCGCGGCCGCGGGCCCGCCAAGAAGCGCCGCAAGCGCGUGGUCGACGAAGACGAUGACGAUGACGAUGCGGCGGAGGCCGGCUAGCGCGCCUGUCCACUGCCAGAGUCUGUGUCUGUGCCUGUCCAGUGCCUGAGGUCACCGGGGAUCUGAUCCACCGCCGAGCUUUCAGCGACCGAGUGUCGCCGCGGUGGACGCAGCGACGGUGUCCGUGUGUGUGUCUGUGUGUGUAUCUGUGACGUCACGUGUGUGACGUCCGGGGUUCGGCGGUAGCGUGCCGUGCUUUGUUGUGCCGUAGCUUAGCUUCGGGUGGCGUGCGGUGCGCGCGCUGGCGGCGGCGUGUCCGCGCGCGGGCGGUGGCGGGAGCGGCCGCGAUACGCGGGCGGGAGCUUAUUCUGCUGAUUGGUUGGAGCACGCGGGUGGAUGGGGAGGGGGG
Molecule: messenger RNA, 5650 nt
Organism: Amphibalanus amphitrite
Lineage: Eukaryota; Metazoa; Arthropoda; Thecostraca; Balanomorpha; Balanidae
Product: transcription activator BRG1-like
Exons: 23
Coding region: 211-5301 (1696 amino acids)
Biological process (GO): positive regulation of transcription by RNA polymerase II
Cellular component (GO): nucleus
Molecular function (GO): ATP binding; histone binding; transcription factor binding
Source: RefSeq, a predicted model, not a curated record